Molecule: messenger RNA, 2552 nt
Organism: Dinoponera quadriceps
Lineage: Eukaryota; Metazoa; Arthropoda; Insecta; Hymenoptera; Formicidae
Product: plasminogen activator inhibitor 1 RNA-binding protein-like
Exons: 6
Coding region: 159-1499 (446 amino acids)
Cellular component (GO): cytoplasm; nucleus
Molecular function (GO): RNA binding
Source: RefSeq, a predicted model, not a curated record
AUGCGGUCUCCCACCCCAACGUCCUCAAGCAAGACAACCUCGUGGUGGAUUAGAUUCUGGUCGGCCAUUUCGCAUUGAAUGUCUGUGUUACACAAGGGCUCAGGAGUAGCCGUGAAACUUUCGAAGAAUCCUCGUUGCUGUGAGGAUACAGAGGCAUCAUGGAGAACGAAUACACCGUUACGGUCACCAACAAGUUCUUCUUGGCCCUCAACGAGAACGAGGAUCCGCUGGAUGUGCUGAAGGAUCGUGAACAAGAGAAAGAAGCGAAGAAGAAGGAGCGCAUCUCGGAGAAGGAGAACAAGAGCAAGCAACAGCAGCAGCAACAGCAACAGCAGCAGCAGCAACAGCAGGACGGACAAAAGACCGCCAACAACAAGACGCCGAAGAACCGUGUGGUCAAGGAUGCCCAGCAGCUGCCGUCCAAGGUGCAGGAUGCCAAGAAGGAUCAAGUAGACAAGAAACCCUCCCAGCCAAGAGUGAGCGGUGGUGACCGGAAUGUGAAGUUCUCCGGCGAGUCCAGGGAGGAGCGCAAUAACAGACGUAAUCGCGAGGAUGGUGAGAGAAAUCUCCGAGGACAGGGGGAGUUCAGGCGAGGAGGACCUCCUGGGUUAGUUUCCGCGAAACAAGCAACAAAUGUUAUACGCGAGGGCCGUGAGACGCGCGAAUUCCGGAAUUCUAAUACCGACGCUCAGCGUGGUGAAUACGGCGAACGCCGUGGUCGCGGAGGUAUGCGUGGUAUGAGUCGCGGACGCGGAGGCCCUCGUGGACGUGGCGGUUAUGAUAAUCGUGGCAAGCGGGAGUUUGAUCGCCAGUCUGGCUCUGAUAAGACUGGCAUUAAACCAGUGGAUAAAAAAGACGGUGCUGGCAGCCACAAUUGGGGCACCCAUAAUGAUGAAAUAGAAGAAAGCCUUAACCAAGAAAGCCAAGAUUGGAACAAUGACAAGCCGGAGUCCGAGGCAACCCCGGGGACAACCGAGGUUAAGAACGGUGACGCUACCGCGGACACCGGAACUGUCGAGGAGAAACCGGUCGAGGAGGAAUCGCGCGAACUCACUUUAGAUGAGUGGAAGGCGCUGCGAAACAACCGAGUGAAGCCGCAGUUCAAUGUGCGGAAGGCCGGCGAAGGUGAGGAUCUGUCGCGCUGGAAGAAGAUGUACGCGCUCGAGAGGAAGAAGGAGGGCGCUGACGACGAAGAUGAGGAGGAAGAGGAGUACGACGCGGCCGUGGAGUAUCCUCAGCGCGUCGGCAGGCAAAAGCGCGUGUUAGGCAUUGAGAUCCAGUUCAGUGAUUCGCGACGUGGUUCUGGCGGUCGCGGUCGAGGUGGUCGCGGUCGCGGCGGCGAUCGUGUGAACGGCCGUGGAUAUGGAAAUCGUGGCACUCCUAGAGACGGGGACUCGCGUGGAUCUUUGCAGUCUUCACAAACCGAGCAGAGGUCACCGCGAAGCCGUCAGAAUGCUCCUAAGGUGGACGAUGAGCAUGACUUCCCCUCUUUGGGAUAGAUAGUUUCGUCUAUCUAUUCCAGCAUCUCAAGAUUACCAACGUCAGCACUAUGAUGCAUAAAGUUACACUAACUGAAAAAAAAUAUUACUCUAUUGAGAAACUUGCGUUAGUGCGUAACAUUAUUAUUGCAUAAUACAGUACACAUUUACAGAAAAUGAAAUACGUAAUGAUUAUAAAGCUCCUUGAUUAAUGUCAAAAUUAUAUAAAGCAAGCGGGCGCAAUAAGAGCCAAAUUGCAGAUCUAGUUUGCAUAUAUUUGCAAUAAAUGCUAUAAGCGCGACUAAAACUUUAUUGGUUAAUUUUUAAGUGUAUGCGAACGUUUCGGCCGUUACUUGUGAUUGUCCUCAGUUGAAGUUGCAAUUACAAAUAACAACCGGUUAUAAGAAACAGUCAUGUAACGCAUUUAAUACAAAGUAGAGAUCAUAUCUUAAAAUGUGCAUUGUUGUUGGACAUGCAAAUAAUCAUACGAAGACAAUCGAUGAGAGUCUCGAGAAUUCUGGAAGCGGUCUACCAAUCCUGAGAGAGUAUCGAGUACGAUUGUUUUCUUGUCACGGUUUGUCACGGUUUCUUAGGACCAAUUAUUAUUUAUAAUUUUCAAUUAUAAUUUCGGCUGAAGAUGAUCACAAGAAAUGGUCAAAACGUUCCGAUAUUGAAAUAUUAGCAAAUAGAUUAUCUGCUUAUAGAAUUUAUUGUGUAAAUAUACACGUAUAUAUAUAUAAUAUAUAUAUAUAUAUAAAGUGGAAAUAAAUGUAAACCGGAUUUGCUUGGCUCUUUUUAUCCGCAUUUGUUUUAUAUAAUUUUGAAAUACGUAAUACUAUUCUUAAAUAAAUUGUGACGCUUGAACGCGUUGUUACAUAUUGCUGCAGAAUGGUAAAUACGAAAAGUUGCACGACGUAUAAACAAAAAAAAAUAGGGAAAGAUACGAUCCUUUUUUUGUACUUGUGGGGGAGUGUUUGUCCGUAACUAUUUCAGAGAUGGCAGCCAGCGGAUAAACAAUCUGUGAAAAAAAAGAAAAACAUAGUUGAAGUGAAAGUUGUUAAUAACAUAAUGAAG